AUGGAGAAGAGGCUAUCUGAAGAAGUGGUCGCCGGUGUCGAUCCUGCGGAUAUCGAAUCAUCUUCGUCCUCGGAGGUCAACCGAAGCAACAACCAUAAAAACAACAACAACAACAACAGCAGCAAUAACAACAACAAAAUCGAAACGCGGAAUGGCAUUCGCUAUGCCGAGAUCUCAGAGGACGCGCAGAAACGCUACGGGAAGACGGUCAGAGGUCUCGGAAACCGACACGUUCAACUUAUCACCGUCGGAUCGUCUAUCGGGACCGGGAUGUUCAUCGGUAUCGGUUCAGCACUCGCAAGAUCCGGUCCCUUGAGCGUGUUCCUCGGCUUCACUUUCUUCUCCGUCAUCAUGCUCUGGCCACUGUUCAUGGCAGCAGCCGAGAUGUGCUCGUGGCUGCCCGUCCGCGGCUCCAUCUUCCAGUUUGCGGAACGCUACGUCGAUCCCGCUCUGGGAUUCGCCGGUGGAUACGUGUACUGGUACGGCGCCCUCAUGCUGGUCAUUGCCGACUUCACAGGCUGCGCAUCGGUCAUCUCGUUCUGGGACGACGAAACCAACCCCGGCUACUACAUCCUCCUCACGCUGGGUCUUUCGCUGAUACUCAACCUUGUUGCCGUCAAGGCGUAUGGAGAGAUCGAGUUCGCCACGGCCUCGUUCAAGAUCAUGCUCAUGCUGAGCUUGAUCGCGGCGACGUUCAUCACGAUGCUGGGCGGGAACCCGAACAAUGACCGCUACGGCUUCCGGUACUGGGAAACCCCCAUGAAGGAGUAUCUGGAGCAGGGGGCGCUCGGCCGCUUCCUUGGGUUCUGGCGUGUGUUCAUCUAUGCCGCGUUUGCCUGCGGAGGACCAGACGUCGUAAUGAUGACCUCGGCCGAGGUGCAGAAUCCCCGCGUCGUCCUGCCGCGAGCAGCGAAGAAGAUCUACUUCCGCCUCGGCCUGUUCUACAUUCUGGGUACGCUCGCGCUGGGAAUCAUCUGCCCGGCGGACGACCCCACCUUGCUGCGCUCGCUCCAAGACGGGUCGACGGGAUCCGCUACCUCGCCCUGGGUCAUCGGCCUUGAGCGCCACGGGGUCCGCGGUGUGGCCAACCUCGUCAACGCCAUCGUGCUCACCUCUGCCUGGAGCUGCGGCAACGCUUACGUCUACUCCUCGUCCCGCACGCUCUACGCGCUGGCAAUCAACGGUAAGGCCCCCUCCGUUUUCAAGCAGUGUCUCGGCAACGGCGUCCCGAUCUAUGCGCUCGCGGCCGUGGCAGCCGUGUCCAGCCUCACCUUCCUCAACGCCACCCACGCGACCAACACCGUGCUGGGCUGGUUCAUCAACCUCUCCUCCGUCUCGUUCCUGAUCACCUACAUGAUCAUCCUCGUCACGUUCAUCCGGUUCCGCCAGGCGGUCGCCGCCCAGAUCGGCAUCGACGCCCUCUACUUCCGCACGCCAUUCGGGUGCCAGCCCUACGCCGCGUACUUCUCGCUCUGCUUCGCCUUCGUCAUCGUGCUCUUCAACGGCUUCUACAUCUUCUGGCCCGGGGCCUUCACCGCUUCGGGCUUCAUCUCGUGCUACUUUGGCGUCUUUUUUUUCCUCGUCUUGUUUGUCUCCUACAAGGUGGCGAUGAAGACCCGGCUGGUCCCGAGCAGCGCGGCCGACCUCUUUAGUGGCAAGCAGGCGAUUGACGAUGAGGAGGAGGACUUUGUGCGGAGCAAGGCCGGGGUGCGGGUUCCGAGGUAUCAGCGGCUCUUGGACAAAGUCCUGUUGUGA
Drepanopeziza brunnea f. sp. 'multigermtubi' MB_m1 is the source of this 1755-nucleotide messenger RNA. RefSeq lists its product as uncharacterized. Gene Ontology annotation, cellular component: membrane. The record is from RefSeq and is a predicted model, not a curated record. Lineage: Eukaryota; Fungi; Ascomycota; Leotiomycetes; Helotiales; Drepanopezizaceae. Gene Ontology annotation, molecular function: amino acid transmembrane transporter activity. Gene Ontology annotation, biological process: amino acid transmembrane transport.